AUGGCCGACGAAACACCAACACCGACCAUGAUUUCCAACCCUUUUCAUCUUGCUCAUGCCAUAUCCAACAUCAAAGCUCUUAUUCCUGUUACCCUGGAUAUUAAAAAUCCGAACUAUCAAAAGUGGAGUCAUUUCUUCAUCAUCACCGCAGGCCGUUUCUGCCUCACCGAUCUGCUUCUCGGAAACGCAAAGCCCACCAACAUCUCCGCCGACGAAUGGCAACGCGCGGAUUACCUCCUCCAAUCUUGGAUCUAUGGCACCAUCACCGAGGACCUCUCAAGCAUGGUCCUCUCCAAAACCGCAAAGGCUCCUGAUCUGUGGAAGGCCCUCGCUUCUCUCUUUACAGACAACGAAGACUAUCGGGCCAUCCAACUCGAAGAACAGUUCAAAUCCCUCAAGAAAGGAUCUCUUUCGAUCCAUGACUAUUGUCAACUUCUCAAAACCACUGCCGACAACUUGGCAGACGUCGGCAACCCCGUGUCAGACAAGCAACUCGUCCUCCAAACCCUCCACGAUGGAAGAACAGCGCAUCGCUGA
Molecule: messenger RNA, 537 nt
Organism: Erythranthe guttata (spotted monkey flower)
Lineage: Eukaryota; Viridiplantae; Streptophyta; Magnoliopsida; Lamiales; Phrymaceae
Source: RefSeq, a predicted model, not a curated record